Clunio marinus is the source of this 534-nucleotide messenger RNA. The record is from the annotation of a GenBank genome assembly. NCBI's taxonomy places the organism in Eukaryota, Metazoa, Arthropoda, Insecta, Diptera, Chironomidae.
AUGGAAAAAUCAUCGCUGAAUAUUAAAUCUUUCCGCAACUUGUUAUCGAACCAGAACAAGAAUUACAAGAUUUCUCCUAAAAGUAACCAUUAUCAUCCCACCGAAGUAAAGCUGAAUGGAUUAAAUGGUUCGAUUGAUGAUUCUACGGGUUCUUGUAACAUCGAGGAGCUUUAUUCUAUAAAGCGAGCAAAAAGCGAAGAUAGCGAGUGCAGUAAACGAAACUCAGCAGAUGUAAUUUGUGGGAAUUGGGUGAAAUUUUUCUCCAAUUACAACAGCAGCUUCUGUCUCACUGUAUUGACACCUGUGGCUUGCAGACAGAGUUCGUUGUCUGUUAGCAUCUUUCCCUUCAAGUUCACAACUUGUGAUGUACUUUGUGAUAUAUUUUUGAAAUCUGAUAACAGAAAAGAAAGAAAUGAAAAAAAUAAAAGACAAAGCAAAUUCUGUAGAUAUUUAUCACGAACAGAAAUUCUUCAAACUUUUCUUCCUACUGUCGAUUCACAAUCACAUAACUUGACAAGAAAGAGUUUGGAGUGA